Molecule: messenger RNA, 2541 nt
Organism: Salarias fasciatus (jewelled blenny)
Lineage: Eukaryota; Metazoa; Chordata; Actinopteri; Blenniiformes; Blenniidae
Gene: ankrd13c
Product: ankyrin repeat domain 13C
Exons: 14
Coding region: 296-1945 (549 amino acids)
Biological process (GO): protein retention in ER lumen
Cellular component (GO): cytoplasm
Molecular function (GO): signaling receptor binding
Source: RefSeq, a predicted model, not a curated record
ACGAGCCGACAGAGCCGCUCGUGCAGCGCAGCGACUGGCGACAGUUUUGGACGAUAGAGGGAGAGUGAGCUGUUUGUUUUUACGUUAAACAGGUGAACGAAAGCUGGUAGUUCUUCGUUUUUUUCCCCUCUCAACUGCCACACUGUCUUUGUUUUGGGCGCCCGGUGAAGGAUUUAGUGUUUUCAUGUUGUGCGAUUUCCAGCGUUUGCGCGAAGACUUCCAGCGGGCGAGUCGCAUCAGUUCGCCCGGAGGGUCGACACCCUCCUCCGCCCCGCUCGUGUCAGACGUUUAGAAGAUGACCGGAGAGAAGAUACGCUCACUGCGCAAGGACCACAGGCCGAGCAAGGACGACGAUUUACUGGAGCCGGACGAAGAGGCUGCGACCGGGACGUUCACCGCCCCCAAAACGAACAACAAGAGCAGAGCCAGUAAAAUCUUCAGCAAUCACAAGUUAAUCAAGUCAUCAUCCACACAACAACAACAACAACAACAGCAGCAGCAGCAGCAGAACCAACAGUCGCAAAAUAAUGCCAAUACCAACACACUCUCAACAUCGGAUGUUAUUGAUGACAACAACAAAAACCCCAUCAUACGAGCAGGGCAGGACUUCCCGGUGCACGAGUGUGUGUUUAAGGGAGAUGUCCGACGCCUCUCUUCGCUUAUACGGACGCAGAAUAUCGCCCAGAAAGAUAUCCACGGAAACACACCACUGCACCUCGCUGUCAUGAUGGGACACAAAGAGUGUGCCCAUCUGUUGCUAGCCCACAAUGCACCAGUGAAGGUGAAGAAUGCCCAGGGAUGGAGUCCACUUGCUGAGGCCAUCAGCUAUGGAGACCGUCAGAUGAUCACAGCACUGCUGAGGAAGUUGAAGCAGCAGUCCAGAGAGAGCGUGGAGGACAAAAGGCCCAAACUCCUGAAAGCUCUAAAAGAGCUUGGGGACUUUUACCUGGAGCUUCACUGGGACUUCCAAAGUUGGGUGCCUUUGCUCUCAAGAAUCUUACCUUCAGACGCAUGUAAAAUCUACAAGCAAGGCAUCAACAUCAGGUUGGACACAACGCUGAUAGACUUCAUGGAUAUGAAAUGUCAGCGUGGCGAUCUCAGUUUCAUCUUCAAUGGCAACGCCAUUCCCUCGGAGUCAUUUGUUGUGCUGGACAACGAACAGAAGGUUUACCAGCGGAUACAUCAUGAGGAGUCAGAGAUGGAGACAGAAGAGGAGGUGGACAUUCUGAUGAGCAGUGACGUUUACUCUGCGACACUGUCCACAAAGUCCAUCACCUUUUCCCGAGCACAGACUGGCUGGCUCUUCAGAGAGGACAAGACGGAACGCGUGGGAAACUUCCUUGCAGAUUUCUACUCCGUGAAUGGCCUGGUGCUCGAAUCCAGGAAGAGGCGAGAGCAUCUGAGCGAAGAGGACAUCUUGAGGAACAAAGCCAUCAUGGAGAGUCUGAGCAAAGGAGGGAACCUUAUAGAGCAGAAUUUUGAGCGAAACCACCAGUCCAAUCCUGAAACUGUCCUGUCCCGCUGGAACCUCGGGCCGGCAAGGAGGCAGUCCCUCACUCCACCUUCACCAAACACUAUAUCCUGGGAGGAGUACAUAACUGCUGACAAUGGAAAGGCACCUCAUCUUGGAAGAGAGCUGGUCUGCAAAGAAAACAAGAAAAACUUCAAAGCCACGAUAGCCAUGAGUCAAGAAUUCCCUCUCGGGAUUGAAUCGUUACUGAAUGUUCUGGAGGUGAUUGCACCAUUCAAGCACUUUAAUAAACUCAGGGAGUUUGUUCAGAUGAAGCUCCCUCCUGGUUUUCCCGUCAAACUUGAUAUCCCCGUCUUUCCUACGAUCACAGCCACAGUGACGUUUCAGGAGUUUCGCUAUGAUGAGUUUGACGAAUCGAUUUUUACCAUUCCCAACGACUACAAAGAGGAUCCCAGUCGCUUCCCCGACCUUUAGCUGCUCAUGCUGGGCUUUGAGCAGCAGACAAGCAACAAAGCAACAUGGCAUUAUGAAACAUGUUUUCAAUUAGAGAGAAAAUCAAACCCGGAGGCAAAAAAAAAAAAAAAUAACAGCAGCAAACAUUUGACUAUGUCUCGUGUUGCUCACACAUCUAAUCCAGUUAGCAACAAAAUGACCACACAACCCUCACUGAAAUAGUGUUAUCAGAGCUGAAGGGGAGUUUUACAUCUCCUCUUGUGAACAAAGUGUUUUCAGGUGUAGAGUUGCAGGUUACAACUCUCAUCUUUAUACAGGUUUUCACUCGGCAGGCAAGUGAUGAAUUGCAGGUAACUUUAAACACCUCUUCAUUGAAAGGGCAUUGAUGUUAAAUGGAGCGACCACGCAGCAUGAGAGCUCUCUGUGUAUGGGGUAUGAAUAGAAAAAUGACAACGAGUUCAGUUGGGUGCUUUGUAUUAAAGUCUGUAAGUAAUUUUAAUAAAAGGGACUGUCUUAAACUGACCUGUAGUAAAGCACUGAUGUGACUGUAUGAGACGCUGGAGAGGAGUUUCACUAAAAAAGAGUUUUUAAGUUCUUUUCCUACUUGUUCUGACAUA